This is a messenger RNA of Trichoderma asperellum CBS 433.97, 1482 nucleotides long. RefSeq lists its product as uncharacterized. Gene Ontology annotation, cellular component: nucleus; mRNA cleavage factor complex. NCBI's taxonomy places the organism in Eukaryota, Fungi, Ascomycota, Sordariomycetes, Hypocreales, Hypocreaceae. The record is from RefSeq and is a predicted model, not a curated record. Gene Ontology annotation, molecular function: polynucleotide 5'-hydroxyl-kinase activity; ATP hydrolysis activity. Gene Ontology annotation, biological process: tRNA splicing, via endonucleolytic cleavage and ligation.
ACGAGACUCAGCCUUGCAUCUUCUUUUAUUUUCAUGUAGGCGGCCAUGUCCAUCCCCGGCCUUGGGCAAAUCCCGGUACAAGCGGCCGUUUCCUCGACGCGAACCAUCUCCCUUCGUCCAGCUUGGGAAUGGCGAUUCCAAGUGCCCGCGGGCUCGUCGCUCGUGCUCAAAGUCCUUGCAGGCACAGCUGAGAAGGACGGCGUCGAGCUCGCGCUGCGCAACGCCUACACCUUUUCCGGCGUGCGCUCCAAGAUCCUGACCUGGCACGGCUGCGAACUGGAGAUUGAGGGCCGCUGCGACAACGACUCUGUAGCCGAGUACCUGAAUCCCAUUGCGAAUCCUGCGACUUCACACAUCAAUCUCCAUGCGCGGCUGAGCGACAUGCGGGUGGAUGCCACGCGGCAGCGGCGCGAGGGUCCGAGAGUCCUGAUUGCUGGGCCGCCGAAUUCGGGCAAGACGACGCUGGCCAAGACGCUGACGAGCUACGCUACGCGACAAGGAUAUCAAGUUAUAACGGUGAAUGCGAAUCCAAGAGAUGGAAUGCUGAGCUUGCCUGGCACGCUGAGCGCGAGUGUCUUUGCAACUGUCAUGGACCCCGAGGCGGUGGACGGUUGGGGCUCGACACCAACGAGCGGGCCGAGCACGGUACCUGUCAAGCUGCCCAUGGUUUUCAACUACGGCUGGGAGAGUGCGGAAGAAGACGAGGAUCUAUAUCGUGAGCUUAUAGGGAGACUGGCGGGGGCUGUUAGCGGUAGGCUGAGUGAAGAUGAGGAAGUUCGUGGGUCGGGAGUUAUAGUUGACGGCAUAGGAGUCAGCGAAGACGGCCAGAUUGGGAUGGAGCUGACAGCGCAUGUUGUUGAUGAGUUUUCCAUUAAUACGGUGGUGGUAAUUGGACCCGCGUCGCUGCACAAGCAGUUUGUGAAUCGGUUCGCCAGCGAGAAGACGAGUCUUGGCGAGCCCAUACAGGUGAUUUCCAUUGACGAAUCAGACGGCGUAGUCAAGAGGGACGAGGCAUUCUCGCAGCACUCGCGCGAGGCGGUAAUUAAGGAGUACUUUUUUGGAGACGCAAAGAGGACGUUGAGUCCGCAGAUUCAGCAGGUUGAUUUUGACAAUCUGGUUAUUUACAAGCUCGCAGACUACUCUCCUGAUGAAAAGCAGAGCUUAGUUCUGGAAGAACCCUCGUCUCUGAUGCAGCAUUGGACCUUGGCGGUCAUGAACGCCUCUGUGCGGGAUAGUCCUGAUGUGAUCCGCGCGGCCAAUGUUAUGGGCUUUGUGUACGUGGCGGACGUGGAUGAAGACAGGCGAAAGAUUAAAAUCUUGGCGCCAGUGAGCGGAAGACUGGGAGACAAGCCGCUGGUAUGGGGCAAGUGGCCGGAGCCGUACAUUAACCUGUUGGGAUAGAUUUUCUGGCAUACGAUACAAUACAAUACUAGCACUGCAGUACAUUGUUGUCAAAACAUGGAAUGUUGAGGCGCAGGGAAG